Molecule: messenger RNA, 840 nt
Organism: Lactuca saligna
Lineage: Eukaryota; Viridiplantae; Streptophyta; Magnoliopsida; Asterales; Asteraceae
Source: the annotation of a GenBank genome assembly
AAAUUAUAUAUUGAACUUCGAAAAAUAGUAAGUUAAAAAUAUUUUUUUAAUGAAUUUUUUAUAUUUUAAUUACUAAUAUACAAAGCAUUCAAGAGAUGUUCUUACGUAUAGUAUAAUUGUUAUGCAAAUUUAAAAUUAUAUAUCAUUAAAUUAAAUACUUUUAUUCUAUUUACUUUUAUUAAUAUUAGAAAAUAUACUUUAUUAUUUCAAUAGAUAAGUUUUUACUUUAUUAAAAUAGCUUUAAAAUGUAAAAAUAAAAAUUACAUGCAAUUACCCAAUUUACUUUUCUUAGUUAUAACAAAUGUUCAAGAAGUAGUGAUUAUAAUUUUUAAGACUUUUAUCUUUCAUAUAUAUAUAUAUUUGUCACAGGAUAAACCAAUGUACGCCUAUGUGUGGGCUAAUAGAAGAGAUGUGCGAGAGGCUCUUCACAUCCGUGAGGUAUUUAAUGACAUUGAGUGGGUGGGAUGCAAUGAAACCUUGAGAUUUUAUUAUGACAAGGAACCCAUAUCAUACACACAUAAUAUAUUGAGUAAUGUUGCCUAUCAUCGAUACCUUGCUAAUAAAAACUGCCGAUCUCUUGUAUAUAGUGGAGAUCUAGACAUGUCUGUUUCCUAUUUGAGUACAUUGAAGUGGAUUGAAUCGCUAAAUUUAUUAGUCAAUAAUGAUUGGGGACCUUGGUUUGUCGAUGGACAAGUAGCUGGCUACACUAUGAAAUAUUUACAUAAUGACUACAACUUAACAUUUGCUACUAUAAAGGGAGGAGGUCACAUUGCUCCGGAUUAUAAACCAAAUGAAUGUUUAAUGAUGCUUAUGAGGUGGUUUUCCAAUGACGCUUUGUAA